Molecule: messenger RNA, 3654 nt
Organism: Aureobasidium uvarum
Lineage: Eukaryota; Fungi; Ascomycota; Dothideomycetes; Dothideales; Saccotheciaceae
Source: the annotation of a GenBank genome assembly
AUGGCACCCAAGGACGAGCAGCAUUCGUCACAGGAGUCCAACUGGGGAGAGACAUCCCAAAGCUCCCUCACCGCCCUACAGCCGUCAACACAGAGCCUACGAGAUAGCAGCACCGCCGCUUCUCACCGCCCAACGUCGCGACCUGAAUCGGUCUUUGCGCCCGAAGACACUCGCGCUCAGACGUACAACCCAUUUCCCAAGCCUGAUGGUCCCAAGAAGAGAGGACCUUUAAACUAUGGUAAGNUCCUACAAGACGUGGCUGCCUGCCCAUCAUGCUCUCGCUUCCCGGUUCUGACACGUGCAGGAUCCAUGGCCUCCUCCUUCACAAGGCCGUCUCUGAACUCGCCCCAGCCCUCAACUCGCGGUACCCCUAAAAAGCCUCCUCUCGGAAAACGCACUACAUCAGCCGGACCCAAGCGCGGACAGGAGUUCUCAGUCGACGACGAUGUGAACGAGGUUCAACAGGACAAGGCUUCAUCAUCGUCCAGCCAUGUCCUGAAUCCAAAGCCUUCCACCCUCCGAAGGCGCCCGACAGCCCAGCCACCACAACUACCAAGAGUCGAGUCAGAUGAGCGAGAGGACAACACACAAUCCAGGCCCCAAACGGCCGAGGCAAACAGACAGGCCGACUCUGACGACACAGAGACCACACUGCAUAUGGAGGAAGAGGAGGAAGGUUAUACUUCUGCCAAAGACCAGGACGACGAGAAUGAUAACGAAGAUGACGACGACGACGAUGCUGACCUUAGCGAUGCCGAGAGUUUCACGCUCAAGGAUAGACAAGAGGCCAUCAACGAGACACACCCUUUCGGUAUCCGUAUCUGGAAGCCGGCCUUGUACAAGAAGAGUCGCUCUGUCCAAGUCACAGCCGAAGGAGACAUUCACCAAACCCCUGGUCACCAUGUCAGCCUCGGCUUGUUAUUCUUCAACCUUCUCUGGACUCUCAUAUUCGGAUGGUGGCUUGCCUUGCUUUGCGCUGUUGGAUCUCUUGUUUGCUUUGCUCUACGCUUCACUCCAGGCUGCCGGGAAUACGGCUAUGUGUUAUGGCAACUCGCUGGCUACAUCUUCUACCCCUUUGGAAAGUAUGUCAUGCUUGAGCACGAUGAAGCCUACCUGGAUGAGGAUUCAGGCGAAGGUCGCAGCAUCUCCGAAUAUGAGCGAUGGCAGACUGGUGACCUUGAAGAGGGUCGCCUGUUCUUUGGUCCAACAGAUAUCAACCGUUCUCUGAUUGGCCGUAGAAGAGACAGUGUCGAGACCACCCCCGACGAGACUGAUAGCUUACUCGGUCGCCCUGGUAGACGCUCUAGCGGAGACAAACAAGAAUCAAAGUCGAGACUCUUUGGUCGUGGAAAGUGGACCGUGGGAAGAAUCAUCUUCUUCGCAGUAUUCUGGGGCUUCAUUACUCCUUCGCUUUGGCUCAUCUCGGGACUCUGUUGGUUCCUCGUCUUCACCAUCCCUAUGGGCAAGGUCACGCUUCUCUUGCACCAUCACUUGAGGAGACACCCGCUAGCUCUGUCUUUCCACUCCGACACCCACGAUGCCAACCGUGGGCCAAAUGAUACCCCUUCAAGCGUUCUCCUCUGCACGUAUCGUGCUGUUGGAAGCAGGUACUGGAAGUAUACCAUUGACGGCACUAACAUCUUCCUCAUCAACUUGUUGAGCAUGGUUGCUUUUGCCAUUUUCGAUUUCUACGUCCUCAGGGAAUAUCUGGAGCUCGACNCUUUUAUCGCCUCCUCUGGUUUCAUCUUCAUCCUUGGCCUGUUCUCCAUCAUCCCCUUGGCCUACUUCAUCGGUCAAGCUGUUGCUUCGAUCUCUGCACAAUCAUCCAUGGGCGUGGGUGCUACUAUCAAUGCCUUCUUCUCCACCGUCGUCGAGGUUUUCUUGUACUGUGUUGCUCUCAACCAAGGUAAAGCUCAGCUGGUCGAAGGAAGUGUCAUUGGUAGUAUCUUUGCCGGUAUCCUGUUCCUUCCGGGCAUCUCGAUGUGUUUUGGUGCCAUCAAGCGCAAGACUCAGCGCUUCAAUGUCAGAUCUGCAGGCGUCACAUCGACAAUGCUGCUCUUUGCCGUCAUCGGUUCCUUUGGUCCUACCCUGUUCUACCAGAACUAUGGUAGUCAUGAACUUGUCUGCCACCAGUGUGUCAGAGGAGACGACGCCAAAGGAGACAGGGAUUGCAGACGUUGUUACUUCAAUCAGGUCCCUGCCACCAACGAUCGCUUUUUCCUUGAAGCAGUGCGCCCGUACAUCUGGUUCUGCGCCUUCUUCCUCUUCAUGUCAUAUCUCAUCGGUCUCCUCUUCACUCUGCGUACCCAUGCAGCAGUGAUCUGGAAUAAUGAGCUCGACGAGAAGAAGCUGGAAAAGAUGGAACAUCAGGCAUUGCACAUUGAAGCUAGACAUGGCAGCAUUCCCGAAACCAUCGUUGUCAACCCUCACGCACACAUGAGCCGCAACAGCACUGUAGGCACCAUUGGUACCAUAUCUCGCGGAAACAUACAAGAAUCACAACUAUACAAGCGGAUCCUCGGCCAAUCACUAAAGCAGGCUGGCUUUGGAAGUACUGCGCCUAGCGAGCAGCACUCCCCCGACAAGACUACAGCUCCUCCCUUCGGCGGUCCUACGCAUCUCGUGCCUCCCAAGUCUAGUGAGGAAGAGGGCGACAAGAUCCAACAGCGUAAGCUACGUAUUCCUGGUCUCUCUGCGGAAGACAAUACCGCUUUGGUGCGUCAAGUCGCAGAGAUGGCAGCAACUGCAGCAACCGUGGCCGCCCGUGAUGCGACCAACGCUCCGCGUAAGGCUUCUCUGAUGGCCAACACCCGCGCUGGCAGUGUGAAGCACCAUGGCUCCAUUUCCUCUUCAAUCGGUCAUUCGGCUCACGCAACUAAGAGCGGUGCCACACCCGAAGAUGCCGGGGAAGUCCAUGGAGAAGUCCACGAGGCUUCAGCCCAUGAAUCGGGUGGUCAUGACGCACCAAACUGGAGCCGAACGAAGUCUGCGGUGAUCCUGUUGACCGCUACCCUUGCCUAUGCCGUUAUCGCCGAGAUCCUGGUCGAUACCGUUGACAGUGUCCUCGAACACAUCGAUAUUGACGAGAAGUUCCUCGGUAUCACCCUUUUCGCACUCGUGCCCAACACUACCGAAUUCUUGAACGCCAUCUCGUUUGCCAUGAACGGAAACAUUGCGCUGUCGAUGGAGAUUGGUUCUGCCUACGCACUUCAAGUGAUGCUUUUGCAAGUACCGGCUUUGGUUCUUUACUCUGGUGUUUGGGCACAGUGGAUGGAGCCCGAUCAAGUUGCUGCUCAUACAUUCAACCUGAUCUUCCCACAGUGGGACAUGGUGACCAUCAUCCUUGGCGUGUUCUUGAUGGGUUGGGUUGUUGGAGAAGGCAAGAGUAACUAUUUCAAGGGAUCCAUCUUGAUCCUUGCCUACUUGACCAUCAUCAUCGGCUUCUGGUUCUCGAGCUGGAGCAGCGACGNNAGGUAUGUCCUUUCUCUCAUUUUGUCUCUUUUCUGUUUUUCGCCCCUUGCUAAUAUUUUGUGUCAACAGGGUGGCAUCAAUCGCUUCAUGGGCAUCGACCGCUUCGACACACUGGCCAUGUCAAGCAACGUCCAGACAUUCAAUACGAUUGGCAAGUCCACACGAGGACAGGCUUUUGGUUGA